AUGAAGAUAUACGCUGCUGCCUUGUUAUCGUCCCUGGCAUCCGCUGUCGUUGCCUUUGAAAGCACUGUACCAUGUCUUAUGUGGUCUCCCAAGGACUACUUUACACCUACCAUGGAUGCCAUUGAACAGUUCAUUGUUGGCAAAGAUGAUGCCGUCACUACCAUCUGGUCGUCGCUCUCACCCGACAUUUGUGAUGCCAAGUUGAUUGCUGUCGUUGACCAACCCGGCAUCCAUGUCAACGAUUUCUCGCGUUCAGAAGCCUUUGCUGCCAUCAAGCAAUAUCGCAAGGAUGCUGCCACGCGUACCGAGUUCGAAUACAUUGCUGAUAGUGUCAACGUCAAUCAACUUGCACAAUUGAUUUCUGAGGAAUGUGAAGGUAACAUGGUACAAGUGGCUCCUCGACAAGGUCUCGAUAUUGAUCAAGAUGCUCGAUCACCUACUGUCGCUGUCAUGUCAUUGCCUUCCACCUCUGGUUCUGUUGCCGCCAUGCAGGAAAAUGAUGCUUCGGUGGAUGAGUUUAUCAAGUCUGUUCAGGAAUAUGCCCAAGACGAUUAUGCCGUCAUUUAUACCUCGAGUUCUGCAAAACAAUCAUCCUCACAUAUGAAGAAGCGCAGCAUGUUUGAACGUCGUGCUCCUGCAUCCGAUAACAGCGCACCCAUCUUUGCUAAAUAUCAGUUGUUCUCACCUGGUAUCUUUAUGGCCAUUGGUGUCUCCAUUGUCGUCGUCUUUAUCGUAGCUGUUGGCGUCUCCUGGCUCGUUAAUAUCCAGACUCCCAUCCGUUUCGAAGGGAAGCCCAAAAAGAACUAA
Lichtheimia ornata is the source of this 807-nucleotide messenger RNA. RefSeq lists its product as uncharacterized. The transcript is spliced from 7 exons. Bases 1 to 807 code for a protein of 268 amino acids. NCBI's taxonomy places the organism in Eukaryota, Fungi, Mucoromycota, Mucoromycetes, Mucorales, Lichtheimiaceae. Gene Ontology annotation, cellular component: endoplasmic reticulum membrane. Gene Ontology annotation, biological process: (1->6)-beta-D-glucan biosynthetic process; fungal-type cell wall biogenesis. The record is from RefSeq and is a predicted model, not a curated record.